GUCGAUUACAUCUGUCAAUGUCAAGUUGAAAUGGUAGGUGCCGGCAAAGAUUUAUUGAAUUAUUUUUUCAUUUCAUGGUACCUAAUGCUUAAUUUAUUCUUGUAAUUAGAUUAAUUACGUGUUGUGUCGUUUUAAGAAUCAAAUACUGGUCUGAUAUUUUAUCACAGAAGAUGUUCCUCAAGGCACUCUGUGUUUUGGUGGUAUGCUUGAUUGGAGCAAGCAGAGGAAAUAUACUGCAAGGCACUAUUGAUACCAAUCGCUUGCAGUCAAUAUUACAAGAUGGAAUUAAAAGCAAGGACAUUACCUCACUUUAUUUUGCCAUCAAAGGUCUAAAGGAUCUUAAAGUUGCUGUGCCUGAUGUUUGUCAGGACAUUAAAACUGCUAAAUAUGACGGUAACAGCAUUGAGCAAGUCUUUUACCUUACAAAUGCAGCUGAACUAGCCGGCUGCCAAAAUUACUUGUCACCUGAUGUUUUAAAAACACCGGUGCAAGUGCUUGAUAAAAAAGAUGCUACAAUUCCUGAGAUCUACCAUGCGGUAUAUUCUCUGAAAGCUCUAGGAAAAGGCACAGUGUAUGACAAAGAAGACGGCCUCAAGAAUCUCAUUCAACUCUUAAAGAAGGAUGAUUCUCCUAUUAACUAUGGCUACGUAUUCGCCUUGUGUGAACACAUGGGCUGCGGUCCGUGGACUACGACGCACGCCGAGGGAGUGCUGCAGGCAGCCGACGAGACUGACUCCCGCGCGCUGAGCUUCGAUGGAGGUCUGCCGGCCACUUCGUUACUGCUCUCCACGAUCCUCAGAAGCUACAAGCGUCAACAGAAGCCGUCGCCGCUGACGGAAACACAGCGAUACAAGUUUGCUGAAUACCUGGUGUCUCGGCGCUCCGUCAGCAGCGCACGCGGUGCCGCCCUGCUGCUGGCCGCCGCCGCUGCGCUCGCAGACGACCAGCCAUCCCCGAUCAGCAUCGUAUUCAAAGGCAAGAAGUACAUCACCUCCGAAUCGGAUAGCGUGGAGUUCUCCAUCACAGACUUGCUCGGACAGCCGCUGCGCAAUUUGAAACCCGACGAAGUAGUCGCACAGUCCGGCACGCGGUUAGCGGACGACGUCGUAGUUCUCUCCAAACAAGUGCUCAAGCAGAAAGCCGGCGAGCCGACCACUUUCGUCCUUAACUUGAGCAAGAUUAAGGCUCAAUAUGGCUUGUACAAGAUUGCGCUGAGUGCUGGCAGCAAGACUACUAAUGUGAACGUGGCUGUACUGGGCGAGAUUCAGGUUUCCAGCGUGGAAGUGGGCGUGGGAGACGUUGACGGUACCACCAGCCCUCGCGUCACCACCGUUGCUUACCCUGGAAAGUUACCCGAGAAAUUGCAAGCCGAUCACAUGCAAAAGGUGACAUUGAAGUUCUCCGUCCGCGAUAAAUAUAACAAGCCGGUGUCAGUGGCGCAGGCGUUUGUGCGCGUGGGCACGGCCGAAUCGGAAGCCAUUUUUGUGGCCGAACACGAUAGCAGCAAGGCGUAUAAAGUUGAUCUGAACGUGGGUGCGAUCGCGAAGCAUCUAAACCACCUAUCCGGCACUUACUCGGUGGAGAUCUACCUGGGCGACAGCGCUGUCUCCAACCCCAUCGCCUGGCAACUGGGAGAGGUCGUCUUCAACUUCGGCAAGGACGCCAAUGCUGUCGGCGAAGUGGUGCGUUCGUCGAGCCGCGUGUCCCGCGUCGCCCUGCCGGACAUGUCGCACGAGUUCCGCGCGCCCGAGCCCCGCCCUCCGCGCCUCGUGUCCGACGUGUUCGCCGCCCUCUGCGCCGCGCCGCUGCUGCUGCUGCUGCUGCUGUGGGCCCGCCUGCGCGUCAACUGCGGCCUGCUGCCCGCGUCGCUGAGCGCGCUGCUGUUCCACGCCUCACUCGGUGCCUCCCUCGCGCUGUACGGCGUAGUAUGGCUGCAGCUGACGAUGUUCUCGGCGGCGCGCUACAUGGUGCCGUUGGGCGCUCUCACAUUCCUCUCCGGCCACCGCCUGCUCCGCCGCCUCGUACGAGACAAAGCCACGCCGCGUUAGAACCCGCGCGCUAUAUGAGGAGCUGGCGAACAAAACGGUAUAAUUACGCAUUUGGUUAAACUACUUUCAUUUUACAGUCCGGAGGUUUUGGGCUCGCUGAAUUUGAAUUUCAACUCAUUUUCAAUCGAAACCGCCUAAACAGUGUUAAAAUUACU
Molecule: messenger RNA, 2203 nt
Organism: Chilo suppressalis (striped riceborer)
Lineage: Eukaryota; Metazoa; Arthropoda; Insecta; Lepidoptera; Crambidae
Source: the annotation of a GenBank genome assembly